Messenger RNA from Olea europaea var. sylvestris, 1400 nucleotides. Its product is annotated as sphinganine C4-monooxygenase 1-like. Gene Ontology annotation, biological process: lipid biosynthetic process. The transcript has 3 exons. Gene Ontology annotation, molecular function: oxidoreductase activity; iron ion binding. The coding region runs from base 286 to 1059 and encodes 257 amino acids. The record is from RefSeq and is a predicted model, not a curated record. Lineage: Eukaryota; Viridiplantae; Streptophyta; Magnoliopsida; Lamiales; Oleaceae.
CUCUUUCUUUCAAUCGAAUCUUCUUGGAUCAUUUAAUCCAUAAUUUUCCCAGAAGAAUCUCACAACCGUCACCACUAUCACAAUUGCCAGAUUCACCUCUCGUAUUCAUACUCACAUAUAAUUUAUGUAUAGAUUAUUCUCACAGAUCUGUGCCACAAAAUUCACUUACACCACCUGUACUGUCAUCUUUACGGUGUAUGCGACACAGAGAAUGUGCUUAUAUAGAUCUUGAGCAGAACAUUAGAAAUUUUGGGUUGGAGAAAAGAACGAAAUAAAUUUCGAAGAAUGUUGUUGUGGGAUGGGUAUGUGAGUGAUGAAUUGAUGGGGACAUUUGCCCCAAUUGUGGUAUACUGGAUGUACGCAGGGUUUUAUCAGUUGUUGCCGCCUCUAGAUAACUACAGGCUGCACACAAGAAAGGAGGAAAGCAAGAAAAAUUUGGUUCCGUUGGGGGUUGUGAUCAAAGGCGUUCUCCUUCAACAGCUUGUUCAGGCCGUUGUCGCUCAUUUGCUCUUUUUGGUAACAUCUAAUGCAAGUUCUUCCGGGGUUACAGUUCAGCCGUCUCUUUCUAUUCAGGCUGUGCAAUUUGCUAUUGCUAUGCUGGUCAUGGACGCAUGGCAGUACUUUGUGCAUCGUUACAUGCACCAAAACAAGUUUUUGUACCGUCAAAUACACUCUCAGCAUCAUAGGUUGGUGGUCCCUUAUGCCAUUGGGGCCCUUUACAAUCACCCACUGGAAGGUCUCCUACUUGACACAGUUGGUGGUGCUAUCUCUUUCCUUGUUUCAGGAAUGACUGCACGUACUGCUGUUUUCUUCUUCUGUUUCGCUGUGGUCAAAACUGUUGAUGAUCAUUGUGGACUUUGGCUGCCGGGUAAUAUCUUCCAUCUAUUUUUCCAAAACAAUACUGCGUACCAUGACAUUCAUCAUCAACUCCAAGGUACAAAAUUCAACUAUUCUCAGCCAUUCUUUUCAAUCUGGGACAAAUUGCUCGGAACUUAUGUGCCCUACAGACUUGUGAAGCGACCUGAAGGGGGUUUUGAGGCAAGGCUGAUAAAAGACUAAGUACAGUGACCUUAAAAGCAUGUUUGGCAGAAAAUAUUGGACAAGACUAGCUGGUUUAUUUUUCUUUCUUGAUUGUAUUCUCCAGCAUAACAAUCAUGCAGUAAGUCUUAGUGUUAUUUAAUUUGUCAUGUAGGAUUUCUUGCAUAACAAACAUGCAGUUGUACCACUCUUGCUGAGCAUGCAACAUGUUUGUCCUUGAAAGCUCUACAUCUUUGAGGGAGUUGAAAUUUGCCGCUGAUAUUUUAAAAUUUUCAUUAUUUCCUGUUAAUCUCCAAUAUUUUCCCAUUUGAUUUGUCAUGUUGACUUCAUCAUUAACAUACCAAUGAAUUGUAAGUUCAUUA